AUGCGGCCUCUAUGGGGAGCGAUUCGGGUCGCGCUCGGCCAGGCAGCGCAGUGGCAGGAGGGCGCCCACGGCCCGCCACUGACCGCGCUGCGUGACCUCCAGGGCGUCGACUUCGGCCCGCACGGCGAGGAGUACAUCGAGUGGGACACACGGAUGAUCGUGUGCCUCGCGCUCUCCUUCGUAUCAGCCGCGCUCGCGAACGCCGGCGGCAUCGGCGGCGGCGCCGUCUUCGUCGCGCUGUUCAACCUCGUCCUCGGCCUCCCGCUCCGCAACGCCACCGCGCUCAGCCAGUCCAUGAUCGCCGGCGGAGCCAUCGCCUCGAUCUGCGUCAACGCGUUCCGCGUCCACCCGGUCAUCCCCAACAUGCCGCUCAUCGACCUCGAGCUCUGCCUCAUCAUGCUCCCCGUCCUCAUGUCCUCGCUCACCGUCGGCGUCCUGUUCAACAUGGUGGCGCCCUCAUGGAUCAUUUUUGUGGUGCUAGUCGCGGCGCUGCUGCUCCUGUGCUACAAGACGGUCGUCAAGGGCCGCCAGCUGUGGAUGAAGGAGUCCGCCGACGCAGAGGCCCGCCGCCGCGAACGCUCCUCGCCGCGGCACUCCCCCAUCGCCGCCGCGGCGCUCGCGCGCGGCGCGCGCGACGCAGAGGGCGACGACAAGGUCCGGCAGCCGCCGCUGAAGCGCCGGGGGAGCGUGCGCGCGCGGCCCGUCGCGGUGCCCGCCGCGCCGAGCAACACGGGCACGAGUCCGACGCCGAUGGCUCAGAGUGCGCCGUCGAACUGUCAGGGGCUCGCAGGGCCGGGGUCGCAGAGCGCGGGCGAUGGCGCGGAGCGGACGAGCGGGGGCGCGCAGGGGCAGGAGCUUCUCGGGGGGGGCGCGGAGGGACAGCCAACGCGCGGGUCGGCGACGUCGAUCGGGUCGUUCGAGGUCGAGGCGGAGCAGGGCCGCCGGAGUCAGGCGCAAGCGGGGGCGUCGACGUCGACGUCGGCGGCCGGGCUGCUUCGGGGCGCGCCGAGCAAGUGGGCGCAGCUGUCCCUCGUCGCGCAGGUCGUCGGCCUCCUCGCCACCUUCCUCGCGCUGCAGUUCGUGCGCUCCUUCGAGACCAAGCGGUGCAGUGGCGCCUACUGGGGCGUGAUGGCAACACAACUCUCUCUGGGCGUGUUCGCGACGCCCCUCGUGCUUUUGUCCGCAAGAUCGCGCGCGCAGCGCGCCGCAGCGGCCGCGAGCGGGCGCUCGGGCGCCGCGCAGGCCACGCCGCUCCUCGGCGGCGCGGCAGCGGGCCACCUGCCGCCUGCCGCGCAGGUCGGGCCGUCGGGGAUCGACUACCACUCCCCCGCGGUCCGGAAGCUGCUCGCGAUGACGUGCGUCGCGGGCGUCGUCGCCGGGCUCGUCGGGAUCGGCGGCGGCAUGGUCCUGGGCCCCGUGCUACUGGAGAUGGGUACGCUGCCGUCUGUGGUGUCGGCGUCGACGGCGGUGGUGGUGCUGUCGAGUUCGUCGGCGGCGACGACGCAGUUUGCACUGAACGGGCUGCUCCCCGUGCAGCUCGCGUUGGUGUUCGGCGGGACGUGUCUGGUGGCGAGCCUGGUGGGCGUGACGGGCGUAGCGUACGUCGUGCGGCGGACGGGGCGGCAGUCGGUGGUGGUGCUGGCGCUGGCGAUCAUGAUGGUGUCGUGCACGCUCGUGCUGGUCAGCGCGGGGAGUCUGAACGUCGCGGAAGACAUCAGGGAGGGCCACAUAGGUUUGGCAGACUUGUGCCAUCCGGUGGCCUGA
Pedinophyceae sp. YPF-701 is the source of this 1764-nucleotide messenger RNA. NCBI's taxonomy places the organism in Eukaryota, Viridiplantae, Chlorophyta, Pedinophyceae. The record is from the annotation of a GenBank genome assembly.